Messenger RNA from Prorocentrum cordatum, 411 nucleotides. Lineage: Eukaryota; Dinophyceae; Prorocentrales; Prorocentraceae. The record is from the annotation of a GenBank genome assembly.
AUGAGCACAAGAAGAGCAACAAGUGCAGCAAGCUCUCCGCACGUCCCCGCGGAUUCUGCGGCUCGGCGCGGCACCCUCUUCGCCGCGCGGAGAGCGCCCGAGGCGGCGCCCGCGGCGCUGCCUGCAUGGUGGGCCCCCCGGCGCCGACCCGAGAGGCGCGAAGCGGACCCGCGGGAGUCCGUGCUGCUGCCAUGUGACGAUGUUCAGUUGUUUCUCGCGCCGCUGCGUUUCGUGGGCAGGCUAUGCCCACCACUUCCGGCCUCUCGGCCUCCGCCUGGGGUCGAGGCGCGGCCGUGCCGCGGGGCGCAGAGCCGCCGCGGCAGAGGCAGGCUGCUCCCUGCUCUCGCUCUUUCCGACAGCCUUGAUUCGGCGUCUGUCCAUCCCCGAAACAUGCUACAGCGCCGGUUUUAA